AUGUCUUUUGCACUGUUGCGAAGCCAAAGCCGACCAGCGCUGGCUGUGAUCGAGCGACAGGCUCGGGCCCUCUGUUCCACCCUGGCAAUAACCGACUUUUCGCCUAAAACUGCAGGAAAGACGACCGAAAAAAAGGCCUACCUGCAACAUUGCCAACCCGGCAAGAGCUUCGUCUCGACAUCCGUGCGCAAGUACUCGAAGAAGACGGCCGCCCCAGAACGUGCGUACAACAGCGAUUCGGAUUCGGACUCGGAUGACGAGCGCGAUACCACUCCGCGGCAGCGUCAGCGUAAGGAGCGUGUCUUUCACACGCCAGAAAGGAACAUGGGCAAUUCCGAGUUCUGGCGGCGUAAGAUGCGUACCCUGCACGGUGUGCUGGAUGUCAACAAGGAUGGGGUCAUCUCGUACGACGAUUUUAUGUUGCUGACUGAAAAAUUUGCCUCGCUCGGCCAUUUGGACGUGAAGGCGAAGAACGAAUUCCGUGACAUCAUGAGAACUACCUGGGAAUCGCAGUGGGGAGAAAUUACGCCCUACAAUCUAGUCACCGUGGAGCAAUACCUCACCGAGAUGCAUCAUGUCGUCAAUGAUAAGGAUCUCAAGAAGAAGGUGCACCGCUUUCUGCCCUACCUGUACAGGGCCGUCGACAAGGAUCGGUCCGGGUCGAUCUCGCUGAACGAGUUUAAACUGUUCUUCCGCUGCCUGGGUCUGACGGAGGAGAAUGCAGCUGUUUCGUUCGCAGUGAUCGACAAAAAUGGCGACGGCCAGAUUACGCUGGACGAGUUCGUCAAGCUCGGCAAAGACUUCUUCGUCAGCGAGAAGGAAGCGCACGUGUCGCGUAUGUUCUGGGGACCGCUGGUUGAUCACUAG
This is a messenger RNA of Anopheles marshallii, 867 nucleotides long. It is a transcript of the gene CBP, whose product is annotated as sarcoplasmic calcium-binding protein. Gene Ontology annotation, cellular component: uniplex complex. Gene Ontology annotation, molecular function: calcium ion binding. NCBI's taxonomy places the organism in Eukaryota, Metazoa, Arthropoda, Insecta, Diptera, Culicidae. The coding region runs from base 1 to 867 and encodes 288 amino acids. Gene Ontology annotation, biological process: calcium import into the mitochondrion; mitochondrial calcium ion homeostasis. The record is from RefSeq and is a predicted model, not a curated record. The transcript has 6 exons.